Molecule: messenger RNA, 2632 nt
Organism: Pocillopora verrucosa
Lineage: Eukaryota; Metazoa; Cnidaria; Anthozoa; Scleractinia; Pocilloporidae
Product: allene oxide synthase-lipoxygenase protein
Biological process (GO): lipid oxidation
Molecular function (GO): iron ion binding; protein binding; oxidoreductase activity, acting on single donors with incorporation of molecular oxygen, incorporation of two atoms of oxygen
Source: RefSeq, a predicted model, not a curated record
CCGUGACCCGUAUUUGCGUUUGUGGGUUCGCUUGUGACGCUAUAUAUUAAAUUGCGCGCGAAGAGUCACUUAAAACGUUCGACGCUUUCAACGAAAUCAGAGUUCCAGUCAAGGCAAGUGCCUAGCAUCAGUUAUUGGUUCCAAGGUUUGAGGAGACGAAAAGAUGACGUCAGAAUAUAUAAUCACUGUCGUUACGGGAAACCGCAAAGGAGCUGGUACAGAUGCAUCAGUGUCUCUUAUAAUCAAAGGUAGCAACGGCGAAACAAAACCUCUGUCUAUGGACAAAUGGUUCCAUAAUGACUUUGAAGCCGGACAGAAGGACGACUACUACAUAACCGCCAAGGAUGUUGGCGAGCUUUUGAUGAUCACUCUAAAAAAUGAUGGCGGCGGGUACAGAAGUGAUUGGUUCGUCGACCGAGUAACAAUCAAAACUAAGAACGUCACCUAUGUUUUUCCUUGCAAUCGUUGGGUAGAGAGUGAAGUCACUUUCUUUGAAGGAAAAGCUAAACUGCCCACGGAUGAGCAACAUCCUGAAUUGAAAAGUCGACGUGAAGCCGAGCUUAAGGAGAGGAGGGCACUGUAUGAGUGGGGUAAAGAUGAGGUGUAUGAGGAUCUGCCAGGCUACGUGAAAGCAUCUGGAGUGAAGAAUCUUCCCAAGGACGUGCAGUUUACCGAGGAAGCUGCCUAUGACCUUCAUCGAGCCAGGAAAAACGCACUCAUCAACCUGGGUCUUGUGCACUUGUUGAAUUUUUUUGACCAGUGGGACGACUUUGAUGACUACUGCAAGGCAUUCACUGGCUUUGUUGGAGAGGUUCCACUAGCUGCAAAAUACUGGAAAGAGGACCGUUUCUUUGGAUACCAGUUUCUCAAUGGCUGUAAUCCUGAUUCAAUCAUGAGGUGCACUAAACUGCCACCCCACUUUCCUGUCACACAGGAGUUGGUUGGUAACCUGCUGGACAGUGGGGACACUUUAGAGAAAGCCAUGGCGGAUGGCCGUAUUUACAUGGUGGAUUAUAAGAUCUUGGAGGACAUCCCGCACUACGGGCAGGACCGACCGGACCUAGAAAGGAGAUACAUGUGCGCAAGCCUAGGCCUGUUUUACGUGAAAGGUAACGGAGACCUGGUGCCGAUAGCAGUUCAGUUCCAUCAGGAACCACACCAUGAAAACCCUAUAUGGACCCCAAAUGAUUCCGAGAUGGACUGGACCUGUGCUAAGCUGUGGCUGCGUAACUCUGACACUCAAUUCCAUCAGAUGGUCACCCAUCUUCUCCGCACCCAUCUCUUCAUGGAACCCAUUGCCGUUGCCAGCUAUAGACAGCUACCCACAAUCCACCCCGUUUGGAAAUUGUUGGCCCCUCAUAUCCGAGGAGUUCUGGCCAUCAACACUCUUGGCAGAGAUGUCUUGAUAGCGGAGGGAGGAGUAGCUGAUAACACUUUGACUGUUGGCGGAGGAGGGCAUGUCACCCUAAUGAAAAAAUUCUACAAGAGCAGCAGUACCUGGCCCUCGUACAUCCUGCCACAAGUGCUAAAAGACAGAGGGGUGGAUGAUCCCGAUAAACUACCCAACUUCCACUACCGCGAAGAUUCUUUAAAACUCUGGGCAGCCAUAGCAGACUUCGUCAAGGAGAUCUUGUCUGACUAUUACCACUCUGAUGGUGAAGUGCAGAAGGACUACGAGCUUCAGAAUUGGGUCAAAGAUCUGCAUGACAAUGGCUAUCCCAAUAAACCAGGCCAUACAAACCAUGGUGUUCCGCCAUCUUUUACCAGUUGCGUCCAGCUGUAUGAAUUCUUGACCUCCAUCAUCUUCACCUGCGCCUGCCAACACGCAGCAGUUAACUUCUCCCAGAUGGACGUAUACGGUUUCCCGCCAAAUUCUCCAGCACUCAUGCGUCAGCCACCACCGACCAAGAAAGGAGUUGUGGGGCAAGCAGACCUCAUGAAAUGCUUGGCUACCAAGCACCAAUCUUCCCUCACCAUUGCCACGGUGUACGACUUGACCCGUAUUUUUAAAGACGAGAAAUUCAUUGGUGACUACCCAGAGGAGCUAUUCAUCGAAGAACCUGCCAAAGCCGCCAUUGAAGUAUUUCAGAGGAAACUGAAGGGCAUAUCCGCUGAAAUUAAGGCGCGAAACGCAAAACUUUGUGUCCCGUACCCAUAUCUUUUGCCAGAGCAAAUUCCAAAUAGUAUUGCCAUCUGAGCUUCGAAAGAAAAAGAAAACAGUCCCGUAUCCCUCGUGGAAAGACGUUCAAUGUUUUGAUUAGACAAAAUAGACUGAUUUGUUGAUUGUAGACACGAAUCUUCAAUUGUGGAAGGAGAGUCUGUCGGGCACUUAUUCCAUGCAUAUAUUCCAUACAAUAUUUGCAUACAAUAUUUGCAUCUCGUUCCUCCCUUUCGCUGUUGUUGAAGGUUGCUAAUAUUUGUGUGCGGUGUUAAUUCUGGCUCUAUGUAGGAGUUCUUGGGUAAUCAUAAACUAUACUAGUCCGGGGGUAAAUCUCUAUACGGUGGAUAGCACAGUAUGUUUUGUUAACUCUUGUCCGCUGGAUAGCGUUUUAUCCUUCGGAUAGCAUUAUCCGCUCUUUUAAAAACUAGGCCCUGGUGUGUUCAAAUAAAAAUAUCAUGGAGGUAAAGUUAA